This is a messenger RNA of Chlamydomonas reinhardtii, 2162 nucleotides long. RefSeq lists its product as uncharacterized. Gene Ontology annotation, biological process: regulation of cyclin-dependent protein serine/threonine kinase activity; regulation of mitotic cell cycle. The coding region runs from base 30 to 1805 and encodes 591 amino acids. NCBI's taxonomy places the organism in Eukaryota, Viridiplantae, Chlorophyta, Chlorophyceae, Chlamydomonadales, Chlamydomonadaceae. The record is from RefSeq and is a predicted model, not a curated record. The transcript is spliced from 8 exons. Gene Ontology annotation, cellular component: endomembrane system.
ACUAAGCAUACGGUGAACGUGCAAGGAGCAUGAGCGAACCCGCGAUAGCACGGUUGAUAGGCGAAGGAGUUGAAAGGCCUGAGGCUUCAUUGCCAAUUGAUAUCAACUAUGCAAAGCUAACGGAAUGGCUGGUCACUCGCCAGAAGAUCCCGAAGGACUGGCACAAGCGCCUGCAGGUGAUCCAGGCGAAGGCCGCAGAGGCUGUAAAGGAGCUCCCUCCGGGCACUCUCAGCAGCCUCACCGAUGGCGCGGACGCGCCGGUGGACUACAUGCGCGCUGUGGAGAUACGCGACAAGCUGGCCAGCACAUCGGAGCGCACGAUGUUCGGCGGACUGCAGGGCCCGGCAGCGACGUGGGAUAAGAUCGUGAAGGCGUACGAGAAGCAAUUCGUGUACCUGGGGGAGGCGGGUCAGUGUCUGGUCCAGAACGUGGACUUCGAGAUCCCCUACCUCCGCCGCAACGCUGCCAAGCUGGCCGGGCAGCUGGCGGACGGCGAACGCAAGCAGGGCGAGUACACCCGCGCGGCGGCGGCAUGCGCGGCCAAGUACAAGGAGGAGUGUAAGAAGCUGGGCAUCAGUGGGGCGGCGGUGCGGGCCGAGCUGCGGGCGCUGGCGGGCGAGCUGCCGGGGCUGCUGCGCGGCGUGGUGGACAGCCUGCACCAGCCGCGGCUGCAGGAGGCCGCGGAGUACUACGCUGCUUUUACGAGGUUCGCGCACGCGCCCCGCGCCGGCGCGCCCUCCUCUGCAAAGGGGCCAGCGUCCUCCGCCUCCGCGCCGCCAGCCUUGGAACCUGAAUCCAUGCUGCCGGUGCUCUUUGAAAUCCGGAACCGCCGGACAGCGCCGCCGGAAGCCGAGUCAGGAGCAGCAGGAGCCGGCGCGUCGGGGCAGGGCGGCGGGAUAGAGAUUGACUGGGGGGACAGCGGCGGCGACGCCGGCGGCGCUGGUGUGGCGGCAAUUGACAUAGAUUGGGAUGCGCCGACAGCAGCGCCGGAGGGCGACGCUGCGGCGGCAGCGGGACCGGCUGUGGAUAUCAAUUGGGACUUUGACAUGGCAGAUCUGGCGGCGGCGGCGGGCGAUGACGCAGGCGGCACCGCCGCAGCCCCCACCGCCGACGCGUCUGCGGGGCCUGUCGGCAUUGACUGGGACAUUGAGGUGGAUGCAGCGGGCGACGCGGCCGCGGACGCCAACAACCGGGCGGGUGACGUGGCGGAGGGCGAGGCGGCGGCGUCGCUGAGCGGCGGCGGUGGCGGCGGCGCCAGCAGCGGCGACCCGGAUGACGUGGCGGCGGCCCGGCUGGAGCGGGAUGCGGACUACCGGGCUCGGCUGGUGGAUGACCUCACAGAGCUGAGGGCGUUCCUGGCGCAGCGCAAGUCAGACCUGGCGGCGGGCGGCUCCGAGCUCACCGCUACGGCGCUGCCGGACGCAGUCAGCAGUGUGGACGCAGCCGCGGUUGCCUCCAUGCUGGGCUCGGUGCAGGCGGUGCUGGGGCAGCUGGGCACACCCCGCUUCAGGCAGCUGCUGCUCAUCGCCACCUCGCCGCGCUACCUGGACCGGCUGGAGGCCCGGCUGCAACGCCAGGCCGGCGCCGAGGCCAAGAUGCUGGCGGCUGCAGCCGAGGCUGUAGCGCGGCAGCACGAGGCGCGGGCGGGGUUGGCGGCGCAGGCGCCCCGCACGGCGGCUCUGGUGGCGCGGUGCCGGCGGCUCAAAGGGGUGGUGGAGCGGGGCAUUGCGGCUAGCCUGGGCGGCAAGCGAAGUGUGAACGUGCUGGGAGAGAUCAACAACGUGCUGGCGUCGGCGGGGCAGUAGCGGGGUGGGUGGAGGUGGGUGGAAGGGGGAGGGUGAGGGGCAGGAGGUGUUGGGGGUACGGAGAGGCGCGUGGCCGGGGAAGCGGCGAGCAGGAGCGGGGCUGUGAGGGCCCACGGGGAAACUAGAGGACAGUGGCAGCCGGCAGUGCAUAUGCGAUGAUGGCGUGACAGCUGGACAGUGCGCCCAGUUGCAGGGCUGCAAGGCACUGCGUGUAAGUGGAGUUGGGUCGUGGUGUCCUGCGAGGUUAAACGUAGCAGGCCCUGGUAGGACCACACGUCCAGACGGGUUCCGGAAUGGAGCGCGGUCGCGUGAUGCCCAUGACACCAACGGCAGCCCGCGCGACUCGGUCCGAGGACA